Molecule: messenger RNA, 801 nt
Organism: Prorocentrum cordatum
Lineage: Eukaryota; Dinophyceae; Prorocentrales; Prorocentraceae
Source: the annotation of a GenBank genome assembly
AGCCGUUUCGCCCCGUGUCCUCCGCCCCCGCGCCGCGCACCUGCCGGGAGCCGCCCCGCCGGCCAUGGCCUUCCUGCGGCGUUGCCACCCUGCGUUGGCCCUGCUGCUGGCCAGCUCCGCCCGUGCGGAUUGGGUGCAGACGACGGUGGCGGACCAGGCCGCAGCGGAUAAGUUGCUGUCGCUGCUGCUGCUGCAGUUCGACGAGAAGGAUCUCCAGAUACACACCGCAGACGUGCAGUCGUUCUACCGGCGCGACGGCGCGGUCGUCGAGGAAAGAGAGGUGAGGUUCACGGUGGACUCCGCACUGAACGUCGACAGGCUCCGCACUGCCGUCGAGGGGGUCCAUCCGCACCAGUCGCCGAUCAUAGUGUCGCACUCGACCGGGAACCUGAUCAAGGAGAAGGGGCGCGAUGGGCAAGUAUCUCCUGGGCGAGUAUUCUGUCAAGGUCGGAGCCGAGCAUAUAGGACCCAUGUCUAAGAUCUUGGUCGAGCAUAGUUAUGCGGCAUCGGUUUCGGUCGACCUCAAGGAGGACGAGGCCGGCGGCCACCGGGUGAGCUUCUACACGACCGGCGCGAGCAAGCCGCACAUGUUGCGAGAAUUUGCCCACACAUUCCAGUGGACCCCCAUUCACGGCAACAAGAUUGGUUUGGAAUACGUGGAUGCGAACGUCAAGGUUCGCAAGAGCGACGAGUUGUAGCUUCGUGAGAAGUCCUUCCCGCACCAUAUCCCUACCCAUCUUUUCAUCACCCUCCUUGCCCUGUUCCGCGCGAUGUCCCUUCCUUCCUGAUGCCCCCCCCCCC